Messenger RNA from Salvelinus sp. IW2-2015, 1276 nucleotides. Lineage: Eukaryota; Metazoa; Chordata; Actinopteri; Salmoniformes; Salmonidae. The record is from RefSeq and is a predicted model, not a curated record.
GCACAGACUUCGGCAGUCGACUUCACUGACUCCUAUGAACCAGUCCAGGAUGGCAGAGCUAGGAGUGUUUGCUGCAAGGCGACAAGAAGAUACAACCAGAGAAUCAGGCUUCGCCUACACCAACAGCAAUCAUACCAAAGAUCCUUUUGAGGGCCCCAACUACCACAUCGCUCCAAGAUGGGUGUACAAUAUCUCAACACUUUGGAUGCUCUUUGUGGUCGUGGCCUCAACCUUCACCAACGGCCUGGUACUGGUGGCCACUGCCAAAUUCAAGAAGCUCCAACAUCCUCUCAACUGGAUCCUGGUCAACCUGGCGUUUGCUGACAUUGCGGAGACUCUGUUGGCUAGCACCAUCAGCGUUUGCAACCAGAUGUUCGGCUACUUUAUUCUYGGACACCCGAUGUGUGUCUUUGAGGGAUUCACCGUCGCCACGUGUGGUAUUGCUGGUCUGUGGUCUCUGGCUGUUAUCUCCUGGGAGAGAUGGGUGGUGGUGUGUAAGCCCUUUGGAAAUGUCAAGUUUGAUGCUAAAUGGGCCAUGGGGGGUAUUAUCUUCUCCUGGGUCUGGUCUGCUUUCUGGUGCGCCCCUCCUAUCUUCGGCUGGAGCAGGUACUGGCCUCAUGGAUUGAAGACUUCCUGUGGACCUGAUGUGUUCGGAGGCAACGAGGAUCCUGGAGUCCUGUCAUACAUGAUCGUUCUGAUGAUUACAUGUUGCUUCCUGCCCCUGGGAGUGAUCGUCUUCUGUUACCUGUUCGUGUGGCUGUGCAUCAUGCAGCUCUUUGGCAAGGAAGUAGACGAUGGCUCGGAGGUGUCUACAUCAAAAACAGAGGUUUCCACCGUGGCACCGGCAUAAAACCCCCCAGACAACGUUGUACCUCUUGGAAACUAAUCACGAACGUUCUGAGAUAUUCCACACGGGACUUUUUCAAAUGUACAGUUCAUCCUCUUUUGUUUCUGAAACACAUUUUCAGGAGAAAAUGAAGCUUUACGUCAUACAGUUGUAAUGUGUUUAAAAACAUUACCAACCAAACUGAAAUGGCUAUGAAUCACCUCAAAGGAGUUUUUAUAUUCCAUGGUCUUCAAAAUAACUGAAAUGGCUAUGAAUCACCUCAAAGGAGUUUUUAUAUUCCAUGGUCUUCAAAAUAACUGAAAUGGUUAUGAAUCACCUCAAGGGGUUUUUAUAUUCCAUGGUCUUCAAAAUAACUGAAAUUGCUAUGAAUCACCUCAAGGAGUUUUUAUAUUCCAUGGUCUUCAAAAUAACCAGAGAGUCGUGUGGCAA